Messenger RNA from Engraulis encrasicolus (European anchovy), 3681 nucleotides. Its product is annotated as zinc finger protein 721-like. Lineage: Eukaryota; Metazoa; Chordata; Actinopteri; Clupeiformes; Engraulidae. The transcript is spliced from 4 exons. Gene Ontology annotation, molecular function: DNA-binding transcription factor activity, RNA polymerase II-specific; RNA polymerase II cis-regulatory region sequence-specific DNA binding. Gene Ontology annotation, biological process: regulation of DNA-templated transcription. The record is from RefSeq and is a predicted model, not a curated record.
AAAACAAACACAACCGAAAAGUGUUGGAACACGUGUAGACUACAUUUCCAUUGUUUGUGAUACAGAAAGCUUAUUUAAAGGCCCGUCGCUUUACAGUCAUAUUUCUUCAGACGACAAAAAACCCUGACUGCUUUUUUGGAUACGUCGAAAAAGUGGAGUUUCAAGGUCUGUAGAACACUACUAAGAUGGCCUCUGCAAAAGUCAACUCUCCACUCCAGAUGAUGAGGAACAUCAAAGAAGAGACGGAGGAGUUCAGAUUAGCUGAUUUUCCAGAACAACUGAACAUAAAAGAAGAGAGAGAAGAGUUCCCUGGUUCUUCAGAACAGCUGAAUGUAAAAGAAGAGACAGAGCAGUUCCCUGGUUCUUCCUCCCAGCUGAACAUGAAAGAAGAGACAGAGGAGUUCCCCGGUUCUCCACUUCAGCUGAACGUAAAAGAAGAGAGAGAAGAGUUCCCUGGUUCUUCAGAACAGCUGAAUGUAAAAGAAGAAACAGAGCAGUUCCCCGGUUCUCCACCUCAGCUCAGGAGCGUAAAAGAGGACAGCGAGGAGACCCUGCGUUCUCUUUACAGUCUGAGGAGCGUAUCUGUAGUGCUGGUGGAUUGCUGUAGACCACAAGGACGGCAGGAGAACAAUGAAGAGAACCACAGAGAUGUCGAGCCAAGCAGGAGAUCUGGGCACCUGCUACUCUGCAGUUCCAGCGGAGCGGAGUUUAGUGGAAAAACACAUUCUGCUGCCUUCACUACAGAGAGGCCGUACCCUUGCAGCCAGUGUGACAAGAGCUUUAGGACAAAACAAAAUCUCCGAAACCACCACCGUGUUCACACAGGGGAGAAACCAUUUUCAUGCUUAGACUGUGGAAAGAGUUUCUCACAGUUUUCUCGCCUCCACAUACAUCGUCGCAUUCACACUGGAGAGAGACCGUACGCUUGCAGUCAGUGUGACAAGAGCUUUAAGAGAAAAGAACAUCUCCAAAUCCACCAGCAUGUUCACACAGGGGAGAAACCAUUUUCAUGCACUGACUGUGGAAAGAGUUUCUCACAUUCUUCUACCCUCCACACACAUCGUCGCAUUCACACUGGAGAAAAGCCAUAUGUUUGCAGCCAGUGUGACAAGAGCUUUAAGAGAAAAAGAGAACUCCAAAUCCACCAGCCUGUUCACACAGGGGAGAAACCAUUUUCAUGCAAAGACUGUGGAAAGAGUUUCUCACGGUAUUCUACUCUCCUUGCACAUCGUCGCAUUCACACUGGAGAAAGGCCGUACGCUUGCAGUCAGUGUGACAAGAGCUUUAAGUCAAAAGCAGAGCUCAAAAUGCACCACCGUGUUCACACAGGGGAGAAGCCAUUUUCAUGCAUAGAUUGUGGAAAGAGUUUUUUGUCAUCUUCUAAACUCCACAUACAUCGUCGCAUUCACACUGGAGAGAAGCCGUAUGCUUGCAGUCAGUGUGACAAGAGUUUCUCUCAGUCUGGUCACCUUCAUGCACAUCUCCGCAUUCACACUGGAGAGAGGCCGUAUGCUUGUAGUCAGUGUGACAAGAGCUUCUCUCAGUCUGCUCACCUUAAGUUGCAUCGCCGCAGUCACACAGGAGAGAAGCCAUACGCUUGCAAUCAGUGUGACAAGAGCUUUAAGAGAAAAGAUAAGCUCCAAGUCCACCAGCGUGUUCACACAGGGGAGAAACCAUUUUCAUGCUUAGACUGUGGAAGGAGUUUUUCAACGGCUACUGCCCUCCAGAUGCAUCGCCGCAUUCACACUGGAGAGAAGCCGUACACUUGCAGUCAGUGUGACAAGAGCUUUAAGAGAAAAGAUGGACUCCAAAUCCACCAGCGUGUUGUUCACACAGGGGAGAAACCAUUUUCAUGCAAAGACUGUGGAAAGAGUUUCUCACAGUCCUCUCGCCUCCACACACAUCGUCGCAUUCACACUGGAGAGAGACCGUACGCUUGCAGUCAGUGUGACAAGAGCUUUAAGUCAAAACAACAGCUCCAAAUGCACCAGCGUGUUCACACAGGAGAGAAACCAUUUUCAUGCAAAGACUGUGGGAAGAGUUUCUCAGAUUCCUCUGCCCUCCACACCCAUAAUCAUAUUCACACUGGAGAGAGACCGUAUGCUUGCAGUCAGUGUGACAAGAGCUUUAAGUCAAAAGCAGAGCUCCAAAUGCACCACCGUGUUCACACAGGGGAGAAACCAUUUUCAUGCACUGACUGUGGAAAGAGUUUCUCACUUUCUUCUAACCUCCACAGACAUCGCCUUAUUCACACUGGAGAGAAGCCGUACCCUUGCAGUCAGUGUGACAAGAGCUUUAAGAGAAAAGAUGAGCUCCAAAUGCACCAGCGUGUUCACACAGGGGAGAAACCAUUUUCAUGCACUGACUGUGGAAAGAGUUUCUCACAUUCUUCUAACCUCCACACACAUCGCCUUAUUCACACUGGAGAGAGGCCGUACUCUUGCAGUCAGUGUGACAAGAGCUUUAAGACAAAAUCUCAACUCCAAAUCCACCAACGUGUUCACACAGGGGAGAAACCAUUUUCGUGCACUGACUGUGGAAAGAGUUUCUCACAGUCUUCUCACCUCCACACACAUUGUCGCAUUCACACUGGAGAAAAGCCAUAUGUUUGCAGCCAGUGUGACAAGAGAUUUAAGUCAAAAAGAGAACUCCAAACCCACCAGCCUGUUCACACAGGGGAGAAACCAUUUUCAUGCAAAGACUGUGGAAAGAGUUUCUCACGGUAUUCUACCCUCUUUGCACAUCGUCGCAUUCACACUGGAGAAAGGCCGUACGCUUGCAGUCAGUGUGACAAGAGCUUUAAGUCAAAAGCAGAGCUCAAAAUGCACCACCGUGUUCACACAGGGGAGAAGCCAUUUUCAUGCAUAGAUUGUGGAAAGAGUUUUUUGUCAUCUUCUAAACUCCACAUACAUCGUCGCAUUCACACUGGAGAGAAGCCGUAUGCUUGCAGUCAGUGUGACAAGAGUUUCUCUCUGUCUGGUCACCUUCAUGCACAUCGCCGCAUUCACACUGGAGAGAGGCCGUAUGCUUGUAGUCAGUGUGACAAGAGCUUCUUUCAGUCUGCUCACCUUAAGACACACUUGUCGUCACACUUGAGAGAGUAAAUGAGUCGCUGUUACACUUGAGUGAGGCCGUACACUUGCAGCCAAUGUGACAAGAGCUUUAAGACUAAGAAUCUCCUCAUAUUUCACCAGCACAUUGAUACAGUAGAGAAACCCUUCUCAUGUGCUGACUGUGGAGAAAGCUUUAGGAGGAAAGCAGACCUUAAUAUCCACCAGAGGCUUCACACAGGAGACACACACGUGGGGGAAACCUCUACUCAUACAAAGACAGCAGGAAAUGUUUUAGGAGUGUACAUGAUCACUUCCCACCACUCACUGUAUUUCUCAAACCAAUGAGGGAAUGAGAUGGGUAAUUCUGGUCAGUAUUAACCCAUUGGCGCCUAAGCCAGUUCUUAGAAAAGGUCCCCAAUGCCUGAGGGUUUUCUGAGAUUAGAACAAUUGGUUGAAAACUCCUAUGAAAAAUUCAAUAUCUCAGCCUCUGGAACACAUAGGGACAUGGGAUGAAUUGCAUUUAAAAGGUAAAAUCCUCUGCUUUCACAGGAUUAUGCUCAUUCAGCAUUAACACUAAUACAUUUUCCUUAAAGAAAUCAUAUCUCAAUCAAAUGAUUGAAAAAAGGUU